Molecule: messenger RNA, 3961 nt
Organism: Sarcophilus harrisii (Tasmanian devil)
Lineage: Eukaryota; Metazoa; Chordata; Mammalia; Dasyuromorphia; Dasyuridae
Gene: ACSL1
Product: acyl-CoA synthetase long chain family member 1
Exons: 22
Coding region: 231-2405 (724 amino acids)
Biological process (GO): very long-chain fatty acid metabolic process; long-chain fatty acid metabolic process; long-chain fatty-acyl-CoA biosynthetic process
Cellular component (GO): membrane; endoplasmic reticulum
Molecular function (GO): arachidonate-CoA ligase activity
Source: RefSeq, a predicted model, not a curated record
CAGGAGCGGCAGCAGCAGCAGCCUCCGCCGCCGCCGCCGCCGCAGCAGCUCAGCCGCAGCCAACCCAGCCACCUCGGCGGCAGCAGCGGCAGCAGCAGCGGCAGCUUUAGCUGCCUGCGCUUUAAAUAGGAUCCGUCCCAGCGACGCAGUAACAAGCUGCUCCCUGUCGGCGGGGCUGGCUCGGCCUGGGACCGCGAGAAUCUGGCCUAAGGAACAAUUACAACAGGAAAAUGCAGGCACACGAAUUAUUUCGUUACUUUCGAAUGCCCGAACUUGGGGACUUCCGACAAUAUGUGCGUUCUCUCCCAACAAACACAUUAAUGGGUUUCGGAGCUUUUGCUGCACUCACAACUUUCUGGUAUGCUACAAGACCCAAGGCUCUGAAACCACCAUGUGACCUGUCCAUGCAAUCAGUGGAAGUGGAGGGGACUGAUGGUGCAAGAAGAUCUGCAAUACUUGACAGUGAUGAGCCAUUGUCGUUUUUCUAUGAUGAUGUAACAACACUGUAUGAGACCUUCCAGAGGGGUAUACAGGUGUCAAAUAAUGGCCCUUGUUUAGGCUCUCGGAAACCUGAUCAACCAUAUGAAUGGAUCUCCUAUAAAGAGGUUGCAGAUAAGGCCGAGUAUGUGGGCUCAGCACUGCUCCAGAAGGGUUACAAGCCAUCGCCAGAUCAAUAUUUUGGCAUCUUUGCUCAAAAUAGACCUGAGUGGGUGAUUAUCGAACAAGGUUGCUAUGCAUACUCAAUGGUGGUGGUCCCUCUUUAUGAUACCCUUGGAAAUGAAGCGAUAACGUACAUAAUUAAUAAAGCUGAACUGUCUUUGGUUUUUGUUGAUAAGUCAGACAAAGUCGACCUCAUGUUAGAAUCUGUAGAAAACAAGCUAACCCCAGGUCUUAAAACCAUAAUCAUCAUGGAUCCUUUUGACAGUGAUGUCGUGGAACGAGGCAAGAAAUGUGGGGUGGAAAUAAUGAGCAUGAAAGCACUUGAGGACCUGGGAAGAGCUAACAGGAGGAAACCAAAGCCUCCAUCGCCUGGUGACCUCGCUGUGAUUUGUUUCACCAGUGGGACGACAGGCAAUCCCAAAGGUGCAUUGAUCACUCAUCAAAAUGUAGUCAGCGACUGUUCAGCUUUUGUGAAAGUGACAGAGAAUGUAGUGGCUCCUUCUCCAGAUGACAUUUUGAUAUCUUUCUUGCCUCUUGCCCAUAUGUUUGAGAGAGUUGUGGAGAAAACACUUCGUUUGAACUCCAGUGAUAUACAUAUUUCAUAUUUACCACUUGCUCACAUGUAUGAGCAGUUAAUGCUGUGUGUAAUGCUCUGUCAUGGGGCUAAAAUAGGAUUCUUCCAAGGAGAUAUCCGCUUACUUAUGGAUGACCUCAAGAUGCUGCAGCCCACCAUCUUCCCUGUGGUUCCAAGACUGCUGAACCGGAUGUUUGAUAAAAUUUUUGGACAGGCCAACACAACAAUGAAACGGUGGAUCCUGGAUUUUGCUUCCAAGAGGAAAGAGGCGGAACUUCGAAGUGGCAUAAUUAGAAACAACAGCCUGUGGGAUAAAAUUAUUUUCCACAAGAUUCAGGCAAGUCUUGGAGGGAAAGUAAGGUUAAUGGUCACUGGAGCAGCUCCUGUAUCAGCAACUGUUCUGACUUUUCUGAGAGCAGCACUUGGAUGUCAGUUCUAUGAAGGCUAUGGACAAACAGAAUGCACAGCUGGAUGUUCCUUGACAGUGCCGGGAGACUGGACCGCUGGCCACGUUGGUGCUCCAAUGCCUUGCUGUCUUAUAAAGCUUGUCGAUGUAGAAGAAAUGAAUUAUUUGGCUGCCAAGGGAGAAGGUGAGAUAUGUGUGAAAGGGUCAAAUGUAUUUAAGGGCUACUUGAAGGACCCAGCAAAAACAGCUGAAGCUCUGGAUAAAGAUGGCUGGCUACACACAGGAGAUAUUGGGAAAUGGUUACCAAACGGUACCUUGAAGAUCAUUGACAGGAAAAAACAUAUAUUCAAACUGGCACAAGGGGAAUAUAUAGCACCUGAAAAAAUUGAAAAUAUCUACCAGCGGAGUGAGCCUGUUGCUCAGGUGUUUGUACAUGGGGAAAGCUUACAGGCAUUCCUCAUAGCUAUAGUGAUACCAGAUGUGGAGACUCUAUCUUCUUGGGCAAAAAAGAAGGGUUUCAGUGGAUCCCAUGCAGACUUGUGCAGAAAUAAGGAUGUUAAAAAAGCAAUCCUAGAUGACAUGGUGAGACUUGGAAAAGAGGCUGGUCUGAAGCCUUUUGAACAGGUCAAAGGUAUUACUCUUCACUCAGAAUUAUUUACUGUGGAGAAUGGCCUUCUGACUCCGACACUGAAGUCAAAGAGACCCGAGCUCCGGAAAUAUUUCAGGUCGCAGAUCGAUGAACUCUAUUCUACCAUUAAGAUUUAAUCUUGAGAAAGAUUGCUUGGAAAAAACGAAACCGCACACCUCCAAAAGAUCUACUUCUACUGUUGGCCUUCAUAUUGGUAAUUUUGACUACAGCAAACAUAGGGAAGGAGACUUGUUUGGACGGAGUUCUUGCCAUAGGAAUCUUGAAGGAAACAGAACACUGCCUUACUGUCACCUUGUGUUGCUGACCAUUUUGUGGUGAUAUACAAUUUCCAAAAUGAGCCUUAAAUUGUAAAGGGCAACUGUAUACCUGAUAAGUUAUUUGGGACUUCCUCAGCCCAAAAGGUGGGUGUUGACCCUUCUCUCCUGAUCCUAACUAAGGAACUAGGGCUUCCCUGUUUCUGAGAGGUCAAAUGUUUGAUAUGUUCUCUGCAGUUGGCUACUCCAAAGGGUACAUGGUACACUGGAGAAAAAGAAUCCUUUUAAAAAUGACAAAUAGACGAGUGGGGUAUACCAUAAUUCAUCCAAACAUUAUUUAAGUCCCCUUUUCUCACCCUUCUUUAAAUGAGAGUUGUGAAACUCUCUCUCCCUUAUGCCUUAUCCUCAGGUUUACCCCAACCCAGAAAAGAAAGAAAUGUCUGAACUUUACUGUUUUAAACUUAAGGUUCACUGUAAAUCAGGACAAAAGCAACUGAGCAGAUUUGGGGUCCCAUAUGAAAGUCCUACAGAAUGUGGAUUCUAAUGCAAAGCAGAAUGCUACCAACAGAGUGUUUUCCAGAUCUCUCUCCUUCCCACCCCUCCUUCCAGUAACAAAUCUGCCUUAGACUCAACCAUGAAGACAAGAAUUUCAAGGACACAUAUACCAUCAAUAGCAGAAUCAGUCAAGCUCAGCUAUGAUGACCUGAUAACUGUACACCUUAUCUCUACACUGCACUAGCCACUCUUUCUGUAUAAUGGCCAACGGGUUUUUAAUGUAGUUUUCAUUUCAGAAUAUCAUGCCGUGAUUAAUGCUUUAUUUGUUUCCCAGAAUAAACUGUCUCAUACCAAACAUAUCACUUCAAAGGACAGAGGGAGCGGGUAUACUUGAAUACUUUUUUGUUGAAAUGGAGGGUACUAUUUGACAGGAAUGGGCCCAUCUCAGAAACCUAUUCAUGAUUUCUACAAAAUGUAUUCAAUAAGCCAGAACAAAUGUUAAUUAAUAGAGGGAUAUAUAAAUCUGAAAGGGGAGAAAUCAAUUUUUCCUAAGAGUAAUUCCUGAGGGGUUUUUAGUUUAAUUGGGGAAAUUGGCAACAUUUCAAUUAUUACAGGUCUUGGCCAUAUUUGACUGAAUUAAGUUGUCAUUUUAAAUUAUUCUGGUUUUUGGAUCCAUGGGGUUAUAUUUAAUAUUCAAGCACAACAAGGUUUGCACUAAAGAGAUGUCAUUGUAAUAACACUAUUUGGUAGCCUAACUUCAUAAUGUGUGCUCUUAAUUGCACAAAUAUCUAAGUCGGUAAUUUGUCACAUUGGAGUUUUGGAUGUUUGCUUUCAGUGUUGGCUAUUUCUAUGUUUUAUAAACCAAAACAAUUUCCAAAAAAUAACGAAGGAAACCAAAAUAAAUAUUUCUGCAUUUCAUGUGA